This is a messenger RNA of Peromyscus leucopus (white-footed mouse), 912 nucleotides long. RefSeq names its product zinc finger protein 431-like. Bases 1 to 912 code for a protein of 303 amino acids. NCBI's taxonomy places the organism in Eukaryota, Metazoa, Chordata, Mammalia, Rodentia, Cricetidae. The record is from RefSeq and is a predicted model, not a curated record. The transcript is spliced from 3 exons.
AUGGAAGAAAAUAUUCAUCAGUGUAAUAAAUCUGAGAAAGCUUUUACAUGUGCCAAUUAUCAUUACAGGUACAAAAAAUGUCAUAGAGGAGAGAAACCCUCCAAAUAUACUCAUUGUGCAAAACCAUCUUCAUAUCAUAGUCAUCUUCAGAAGAAUGAAAGUAUUCAUAAUGGAGAGAAACCCUAUAUUUGUAUUCAGUAUGGUGAAGGCUUUGCACACAACACUAGUCUCAGAAUACGUAAAGGAAAACAUAUUGGAAAGAAAACCAAUGAAAGUAAUCAGUGCAAUAAUGCCUUCACCAGUGAUGGUCAUCUUAGAAUACAUAAAAGAACACAUACUGGAGAGAAACCAUAUAAAUGUAAUCAAUGUGGUGAAGUGAGUACAUGUCUCAUUAGUCUUCAAAGACAUAAAGGAACACAUAAUGGAGAGAAACCCUAUGAAUAUAAUAGAUGUUGUAAAGCCUUUGAAUAUGCCAAUAAUCUGCAAGUACAAGAGAGAACGCAUAAGAGAGAGAAGGCCUACAAGUGUGAUCAAUGUGAUAAAGACUUUUCAAUACAGAUUACACUUCAAAUACAUAAAAGAAUACAUGCUGGGGAGAAACCCUACAAAUGUAAUCAAUGUGGUAAAGCCUUUUUACUAUGUACUCUUCUCCAAAGGCAUGAAAGAACACAUACUGUAGAGAAACCCUACAAAUGCAAUCAAUGUGAUAAAGCCUUUUCACGUGUCUGCCAUCUCCAAAGACAUAAAAGAACACAUACUGGAGAGAAACCCUAUAAAUGUAAUCAAUGUGGUAGAGGUUUUUACAAAACUUUAAUCUCCAAGUGCAUAAAAGAACACAUUCUGGGGAAAAAACCUACAAAUGUAAUCAAUGUGAUAAAGCGUUUUCACGAUCAGUCAUCUCCAAAGACAUAA